Messenger RNA from Colius striatus (speckled mousebird), 6709 nucleotides. RefSeq names its product p21 (RAC1) activated kinase 3 (gene PAK3). Gene Ontology annotation, cellular component: cytoplasm. The transcript is spliced from 15 exons. NCBI's taxonomy places the organism in Eukaryota, Metazoa, Chordata, Aves, Coliiformes, Coliidae. Gene Ontology annotation, biological process: regulation of axonogenesis; regulation of MAPK cascade; regulation of actin cytoskeleton organization. The coding region runs from base 95 to 1726 and encodes 543 amino acids. The record is from RefSeq and is a predicted model, not a curated record. Gene Ontology annotation, molecular function: ATP binding; protein serine/threonine kinase activity.
CGCGGGGCGGGGGGUGCCCUCGGCGGCGCGGGGCCGCGGCGGGGGACGGCCGGUGCAGCAUGACAGCGGCAGGAGGCUGUGAGGGCUGCUGAAGAUGUCCGAUAGCCUGGAUAUUGAAGAGAAACCUCCAGCGCCGCCGUUGAGAAUGAACAGCAACAACCGCGAUUCCUCAGCGCUCAACCACAGCUCCAAGCCGCUCCCCAUGGCCCCCGAGGAGAAGAACAAGAAGGCCAGGCUUCGCUCCAUCUUCCCAGGAGGAGGGGAUAAAACCAACAAGAAGAAAGAGAAAGAACGUCCCGAGAUCUCUCUUCCUUCAGACUUUGAACAUACCAUUCAUGUGGGAUUUGAUGCUGUCACUGGAGAAUUCACAGGCAUUCCAGAGCAGUGGGCCAGGCUACUACAGACCUCCAACAUCACCAAACUGGAGCAGAAGAAGAACCCACAAGCUGUUCUAGAUGUUCUCAAAUUUUAUGAUUCCAAAGAAACAGUAAACAACCAGAAAUACAUGAGCUUUACAUCAGGAGAUAAAAGUGCCCAUGGAUACAUAGAAGCCCAUCCUUCGAGCACAAAAACAGCAUCAGAACCCCCACUAGCUCCCUCUGUCUCUGAAGAAGAGGAUGAAGAUGAUGAUGAGGAGGAAGAUGACAAUGAACCUCCACCUGUUAUCGCACCACGGCCUGAACAUACAAAAUCAAUCUACACGCGCUCCGUGAUCGAACCUGCCGCUGCGCCAGCACCAGCUAAAGAAGCCACCACUCCCCAACCUGAAAACUCCAACAGCAACACUUUGUACAGAAACACCGAUCGGCAGAGGAAAAAAUCCAAGAUGACAGAUGAGGAGAUCCUGGAGAAACUGAGGAGCAUUGUGAGCGUGGGUGAUCCCAAGAAGAAAUACACUCGAUUUGAAAAAAUCGGCCAAGGGGCAUCAGGAACUGUUUAUACAGCGAUCGAUAUCGCCACAGGACAAGAGGUGGCCAUAAAGCAAAUGAAUCUCCAGCAACAGCCCAAAAAGGAACUAAUUAUUAAUGAAAUCCUGGUCAUGAGGGAAAAUAAGAACCCAAACAUUGUGAACUACUUAGACAGCUACCUAGUGGGUGACGAGCUCUGGGUGGUUAUGGAGUACUUGGCUGGAGGCUCGUUAACCGACGUGGUCACAGAGACGUGCAUGGAUGAAGGGCAGAUAGCGGCUGUCUGUAGGGAGUGCCUGCAAGCACUGGAUUUCCUUCAUUCGAACCAAGUGAUUCACAGAGACAUCAAAAGUGACAAUAUUCUCCUUGGAAUGGAUGGAUCUGUCAAAUUGACUGAUUUUGGCUUCUGUGCUCAGAUCACCCCUGAGCAGAGUAAACGGAGCACAAUGGUUGGGACUCCUUACUGGAUGGCACCAGAAGUGGUGACAAGGAAAGCAUACGGCCCCAAAGUGGACAUCUGGUCACUUGGGAUCAUGGCAAUAGAAAUGGUGGAAGGAGAACCUCCUUACCUUAACGAAAAUCCUCUCAGGGCGCUGUAUCUGAUAGCGACGAACGGGACGCCGGAGCUGCAGAACCCCGAGCGACUCUCCGCCGUGUUCCGUGACUUUCUGAACUGCUGCCUGGAGAUGGACGUGGACAGGAGAGGCUCUGCCAAGGAACUUCUGCAGCAUCCAUUUUUAAAACUAGCCAAGCCUCUGUCCAGCCUGACUCCCCUCAUCAUUGCAGCAAAGGAAGCGAUUAAGAACAGCAGCCGCUAGCGCUUCGGGCCGGCUGCCGCCCGCGCCAGCUCGGAGCAGGACUGAGAACACAGACUCUGUCAAACCUCAACUCUCGUGCUGCAGGACAGGAGGGCAGAUGAGCAACCCAACGGUCACAGUCGUGGUGGUAGGAGGGAGAACAACCCCAUCCCUCAUUUGUCUUCUUCCUGCUUUCUGGCUCCUUAAUUUAUUUUUAAGAUGAAGCAGGGCAUAAGACAGAGAGGUGCCGACCGACAAUGCUUUGCUGCCUCAACCAUUUCCAAGGUGAAGCAAAUUCAGUUGGAAGAUUCCCUUCCUUCUCACCCUGUGAAUAAGCUGUACAUUCACUUUUAAAUCGUCAGUUGUUUCUUAAAGAUGGAAAGUCCCUUUUAUGAUUUUUCUGGGGUAUGGGUUGGGAUCGGAGAAGGGUCUUCAUUCAUAAUUCCAGACUGCACUGCCUUGUGAAUCCAGCCCACUCGCUGGUGUUUGCUCUCUCACACUACUUCUGCUUGAGAAGGGAAGUGAAAAUUGCUUUUCCAACCAACACUGAGUCGAGAGUGGGGCAGGCCACACACCCCGGGAGAUGCAGGCUGCCGGCUGGGAAGGCACAGUGUUUUGGCUGGGAAGGCACAGUGUUUUGGCUGGGAAGGUGCAGUGUUUCGGCUGGGAAGGUACAGUGUUUCGGUCCUCAACAGUUUGAUUCGUAUAGUUAAUUGUAAUCUGUUUGCCUGGAUGAGAGAAGGAUCAGUGAGUGUGCUGAGAAAGGGCUCUUCUGAUGCAAAGCUGGGAGAGAAUCGUGAGGUGAGAGCAGGCUCAAGGAGAGCUGAGUCCACAAGGACCCCGUGCAGAGCACAGAGCAUCCCCGGCAGCCGCAGCCCCAGGUUGUUUGUAGCACAAGCAGCACAGAGCAGUGCUGGGACCCGACUGGCCACCCCUGCCAGAGCCAAACUGCAAAUGAGUGUGUGCAGGGGGGCAAACAGCAGAGUGGUGGUGUCUGGUCUGAGCAUGGCUGCUUUCCUGGUCAGCCUGGAGCUCCUGGGAGAGAUGGGUAGUGCCUGUGCUGCCCACGCACAGGUCAGGCUCCUUCAGGCAGACAAGAGCCACAGCUGAGCUCUGGGUGAGCCUGGGCAGGAAGCACAUUGCAGCUGGAGCUGCGCUGAGUGAGAGCGUGUGAAAUGCAGAGUGGGCUGCAGGCACCUCCUGAGGCACCAGGCAUCCUGCUGUCCUGUGUCCAGCCAGCACUGCCCAGUGCCGCUGGGAGAGGGGGAAUCCUGGGUGUGACUGAGGAUUGCGCUUGCCUAGUCAGCUGCAGCUGCUCUGGGAGGGAGCAGAGCAGUUUUCAGUGUGCAGUUUGUGGUUUAUUUAUUCGUUUCUGAAAGAAAGACGCAGUGUGGCUUUGCUCAGAAACAGCAUUUGCAUGGGGUAUGUGAGGCUGUGUGUUAGUAGUACAACCAAGCAGAGACCUUCACAACCAGCAAUCGAAGCAACAGCCCCCCAGCGAGGAAAAAGAACAAAGCAAAAGAGUAAAGCAGCUUCCUGCUGUUGAUCUUCAUGUUCAGGCCUGGUCCUGCCAAGGGCUAAGGAGCCCCCGAGGUACUGUCCUCCUUCAUGUUUUGCCAGUAGGAACGGAGGGUGCUUGGGCUGUUUCUGAAUUGAGCCAUUGUCUUGUUUGGCUUUGGUUUGUCCCUUAGUCCCAGCCUUUGUGUUGCAGUUGUCAGGUCGCUGCCCUGCCCAUGCUCGUGCUGCGUGGCCCGGCUGAGCCGCGGUCCCAGCCAAGCGUGGAUGGGCCUCUCCUGGGUUCCCGGGCAGCACAACAGGUCUCAAAACCCAGUAACGUGCUCUGGUGUCCUGUGCCAAGGGAACGUCCAGGGAAGCCAGGAGUCCUGCUGGGAGCCACAGCAGCUGAGGGCACCUGGGCUAGGCCAGAAGCUGUGGCAGCCACUGUCUCUGUCACUGCCCUCCCCAGGUACCCCCACGUCAGAGGGAUGGGGCUCUGCAAGCACGACCCAACGAGGAUGAUGGUUCAUCUCGCAUGGAGGCGUUGCUGAGAUGAAGUUGGCCUAUGCCCCACGUCAGAACUGCUUCCGUAAAGGAGGAAAGGUGGGUCACCAUCGCAGAAGACUCUCCCCCGAGGGGAAGAGAAGGCCCAAAAGCAGGACCCCCUACAGGAGCCACUUCUUAGGGGAGUCUGCUGCCCCCCUGGGGCCUGGGUUAGAGAUGGGAAGAGAAAGCUCCUGCCCUGGGACAGCCCUCAGCUACUGUCCAUCAGUGAUUUUUCAGGUAGGCAGCCAUGGAGAUACAGCAAGACAUCUGAGGGCAGUCGAGACACUUCAGGGUCUGGGGAGGACUGGUUAAGGGAUCGGGAGCAUCAGCAGCGUUCUCCUCUGCCCUUGCACUUGCAGGGAAGGGCGAGGAAAGGCUCGGGAAGAGGCAGAGGCAGUGGGCAGCCCUGCAUAUUAGGGAGUGUUUUGACUGUCUAGAGCUUAAUGAGGGUGGAGUGUUUUUGGGUAAGAAUCAGGAGAAUAAAGCAAGUUCAUGACCUUUGGAAGAAAAGGGAACACAACUCAAGGGCUACAAGGAUGAGGUUAUGCAGAGAGGAAAUCAGGCCAAAGCCCAACUAUUUCUGUACGUCCCUUUGCAGCAAAUGGAAGGGUCAGGAAAUCUCCAUCCUUCACUGGAUGUGGGGGAGAAAGCACUGGGGAGGCUGCAGCUCCAGAGCUGUGUUCAGUGUUGGGCGCCUCACUCACUGCCAGAGGGACACUGAGGGGCUGCAGCGUGGCCAGAGCUGAGGAAGGGGCUGGAGCACAAGGGUGCUGGGGAGGGGCUGAGGGAAUGGGGGUGUUGAGCCUGGAGGAGGCUGAGGGGAGACAGCAGCACUCUCUGCUGUGGCAGCAGGACUGGAGAAGGACUCAUCCCCUGAGGCUGCACCUCAAGUGUUGUGUUCAGUGUUGGGCAAGGGCAGGUUUAGAUUGGAUAUUAGGAAAAUAUCUCUUCACCAAAGAGUGGUCAAGCCCUGUGCCAGGCUGCCCAGGGCAGUGGGGGAGUGCCCAUCCCUGGAGAGGUCCCAAAGCACUGAGGGACAGGGGUUAGUGGUGGCUGUGGCAGUGCUGGGGCAUGGUUGGAGACAAUGCUUGUAAAAGUCUUUAGCAACCUCAAUGAUUUUGUGAUUCUAGUUGCCAGACAGCUGCCUCUCAGCAACAUUAGUUUUAAGCAAAAAGUUUACUCUUGGUCAGCUCUUGUGGCUGACUUCCACUACUUGAGCUCCUAGUGCUGCUACUGCUGAAUUGAGACUACCCUGUGGGAGACACAAUUAAUCAGGUUUCUUCCUGUAGAAGGGAGGAGGUGGAUGAGCUGAGGAGUAUUGCUUGUCACCUCCUCUCUGUCCUUCACUCCUUUCAGGGGCUUGAAACAGUUUUCCUAAGGAGGGAGCCUAAGUGGCAUUUCAUCCCUCACAGGUCUCACUGUUUGCCCUCUCUCUGCUUUGGUCCCUCUCCCUGUGCUCGGUGGCUGCUGACCAAGGCUGUGUAACUGGCUCCCAUGAAGUGCUUGAGCCUCUCACGUCUCUGCUCUUUGACCCCUCUGUUCACAGCAGCCUUUUCAUUCUAGACUUGAUCUGGAGAGGGAGUUCUCACCUCCAUUGUGUGCAUAACCUCCAAGAGCCUGUCCUCUGAAGCCCACACUGGCCUUGGGGGCUCCCAGGUGCCUCAGGCUGGUGUGACACCAUCACAGACAGGAGGGAGAAGUGGCAGGUGGUUGUUUUUUUUCAAGUCAGGUCUUUUUUUGCUGCUGCAUGUUGUGUGUGUCAUUUGUCCAGUCCAGCUGCAGCGUGGGGAUCAGGUGCUGGCACUGCUGCUCCCACCCAAGUCUGUGACAGUUUGGUGUUGGCUUUAGCCAGCAGCAGAACUGGUUGUUUGAUCAGCAGGUGCUGCCAGUGCCCUGGCCCAGCGGAGGUCCCUCCCUACAGGGGUGUGUGGUUGCUGCCCACUGCUCUCACUCUCCAUCCCAUGAGGCUGCCCAGGUCAGAGGUGGGCUGACACAGCGACUAGGAAGCAUGCAGGUCUCUUACAUCCAUGUCUGCCCAGAUGAUUUACCUUUGAGCACAAAGGCAACUAUUUUGUCACGCUGGUUACUUUAAUGUCAAGCAAAUGCUGCUAAAUCAGGCCCCAGCACAACAACAGGGAGGGGAAAACGAGCCUCUCAGCUCUUCAAGUGCGACCGUCCAAGCUGCUGGUGUCUGGAGCUGCUCCAGGAGGGAAGGAGCAGCAAAGGCCCACGCACACCACGGCCCCCAGUGCCAGAACACCCCUUCCUGGGCAGAGGCACGAGCUGGGAGCUGUGCUGGUGCUGCAGCUGCUGUGUGUGCACACACCAUACACAUACUUCAGGAAGAUCCUGCGAAAGAAUCCUGCAGCUCUUGACUGGACGGGGGUGUAACCAAUGCUGAACUCCAGUUUAGCCCGAAGCAACCAGCGUCCACCUGUGCUGGUGGCUGCUAGGGUGGUUGUUUUUUCUUUUCUUCAGGGUAUCCAGACAAAAGUGAAGAGAGGAGGAGCCUCCAUUCUCAUUGUUGAUCAGAAAUGUAUCUCAUUUUGCUGUACAUUCCUUUUUUAGGACGUGUUAUCUGUUUAAAAAAAACCCAACAAAAACCAGAAAGAAAAAGCAAAAAAAGAAAAAAACAGGAAAAAAAGGAAAAAGAUAAAAACAAACAAAUGUGUAGUGAAAAACAUCUUCUGUAACUUUGGAUUAGGAGGUGACUGAUCUUUUUAAAAGGAGAACUAAGUUAUUUACUUUGUAAAUGUGCUGAUGGCAUGGAUCCAUCUGACUGACCUCAGCAUCCUUCUUUUUUUUUAAGAUUUUGGGGUUUUGUUUCCAAUAUUAAGUUAUUUUAAAUUGUGGUUGAAGCAAUAGAAAAUUGAACUAUGGAUUGUGCAUGACUGUGUCUUGAGUGUAAAAAUAUUGCAGUUUGAAACUUGGACCUAAAGUAUUGCAAAUAAAAGUUAUAAA